Vicia faba (fava bean) is the source of this 642-nucleotide messenger RNA. NCBI's taxonomy places the organism in Eukaryota, Viridiplantae, Streptophyta, Magnoliopsida, Fabales, Fabaceae. The record is from the annotation of a GenBank genome assembly.
AUGGAACCAGGAAAUGACCAUAGACUAUAUGUGUCUAUAGAGGAUUUAGGUUUCAAUGGUGAAAAUUGCAACCAUAGGGGAAAAUUGAGAAAGAUUAACCACUAUGAUGAUGAUGAUACACAUGUCUACACAUCAAAGAACCUUGAAACAGAAAGAAAAAGGAGGGAGAAGCUCAGUAGCAGACUCUUGAUGCUUCGCUCUUUAGUACCAAACAUCACAAAUAUGAACAAAGCAAGCAUUAUUGAAGAUGCUAUCACUUACAUGCAAAAAUUGCAAAAUGAAGUUAAGAGUCUCACGGAUGAGCUUCAUGAUAUGGGAGGAACAAAAGAGAAAAAAGAUGAGACAAAAAUAAGUGAUUCUUCUGCUGCCGCUGCUGAAGAAGAGAUGAAAAAUUGGGGCAUACAGGAAGAGAUUGGGGUGGCAAAGGUUGAUAAGAAUAAGAUAUGGGUUAAGAUGAUACUUGUGAACAAGAGAGGAAGGAUUAUGAAAUUAAUUGAAGAUUUGAAUGAUUCACGCAUUGAAAUAAUUGACGUUAGUGUUACAACUAUAGAACAGGCAUAUCUUAUUACAGCAACAUUACAGGGCUUAGAUGGUGAACCACUUGAAGAAUAUCACAUUCCAACUCUUAUCAAGUUAGAUUAG